GGUUGUGGAAUUCUGGUGCGUACUUGAACAGUGGGCAGAAAAGCAAGGUGUUGUGUGAAGCAGAAGCGUUUCAGGUACUGCUCUACAAGUGCAGGAAUGUUUGUGACGUCGUUGUACUGACAGCUGGAAUUGUUGUCAUGCGCACCAUGUUUUAACUGUACAGCACAUGGCAUCAUAAAAUGGCGACCCGGAAAUCACGUGACUCGGAUUGUAACAGCGUCAGCUUCCUCAAGUAUGUUCUGUAUAUCUUCAACGUCGUCUUCCUGUUAUCCGGCAUUGCAGUGUUCGGGGUUGGAAUCUGGACCGUGGUUGAGAAGCAUCAGUAUGUUGUCUUGCUUACCAACGCCACGUACGAGCUGGCCGCAUGGGUGCUUAUAGUGGCAGGAUGCCUUGUAUUCCUGGUCACUGUGAUUGGAUGCCUUGGUGUGCUGCAAAACAAUCGUUUCUUUAUUCUCGUGUACACGUUCGCGCUGCUACUCGUUUUCCUGCUGGAGGCGAUGGUGGGCGUCAUGUCAUUCCUGUACGAGCCGCACGUCGAGGAGGAGCUGCGGCUCAACCUGAACAGCACGUUCGUAGAGAACUACAAGAUGGAUGACAGCAAAACGAGUGCCAUCGAUCUCAUGCAGAUUGAGUACAAAUGCUGUGGUGCGAACCAGUUUGAAGACUGGCGUUACAGCCGCUGGCAGAAGGAAAACCUGUCUGAGGGGCUGAAGGUUCCAAACUCAUGCUGCAAGACCAUCACCCCACAAUGUGGUAAGAGUGACCACCCAAGCAACAUAUAUUAUACGGGAUGCAGGCACAGGCUAGCAGAUGAGAUCAGGGAUCACCUCAUCAUCUUGAGUGCUGUGGGGCUUGGAAUCUGUGUGCUGCAGAUCUUUGGCAUGAUCUUUUCAUGUUGCCUUUACAUCAAGCUAAAGGAUGUGGUCAACUGAGCUCUGAACUGAAUGUACAUAUGUACAUACAAAUAAACAGUAGGUGGGUCACAUGAGGAGGUGACUGUCGAAUCUCAUUCGUCUUUAUGAUAAUCAUGUAUAUAAAGCUGUGUGUAACUUAUUGAUGUAAAACAAAACAACGGUAUUUCACAAUCUACAGAGGCCAGAACUUAAUCCAGUACUAUGUAACUUAGAGAACAAUGUUAAUAUUAAUAUAAGUGUUUAUGUAACCAUCUUAGUACUUGGUCCCAGUUAAACACUUUGUGUGAUACCAAACUUAAAAUACUGUAAAUGUGAAAAUAUAAUUUAAGUGUAACAUGUGA
Cryptotermes secundus is the source of this 1255-nucleotide messenger RNA. Its product is annotated as CD151 antigen. Gene Ontology annotation, cellular component: membrane. Lineage: Eukaryota; Metazoa; Arthropoda; Insecta; Blattodea; Kalotermitidae. The record is from RefSeq and is a predicted model, not a curated record. Bases 180 to 932 code for a protein of 250 amino acids. The transcript is spliced from 6 exons.